Messenger RNA from Vitrella brassicaformis, 3645 nucleotides. The record is from the annotation of a GenBank genome assembly. NCBI's taxonomy places the organism in Eukaryota, Vitrellaceae.
CAUGUCUUUCACCACAAUCAAACGAACGACAGCAACAGGAGUCACCCACGCACGCUCCACAUCAACCACUGCGAGCUUAAGGGGAUUUUUCCUUUGCAGAACGGGUGUUUGGACAUCGUCUGUGGUGCGCAUGACUGUCCAUUGCAAAGAUCUAGGGAGUCAGACGGAAUGGACAACACGACAGCCACCCGCCUCUGCAUACGUGUCACUCAUCCUCAGCCGCUGUUCCUUGCCGAUCUCCUCCUUGCACCAAGGCAGCGAGGUACGAUCGGCUGAUGGUCACGCGUUUCCGGGAGGUGAUGACGACCGGCAGGGAGGCAUCUUUUGCUCGGCACUUCUGAAGCAGCAGCCUGCGGACCUGACCCACACAAGCAUAGCCCACUGUGGAUGAAAGCUCUUGGCGAGUGCAUCCAUACAGCCGGGAGUGGAGUAAGUGCAGUGCAGUGCAUGGGCUGACCGCGUAUCGAUGGGAGCCGAAGAAGUCGAGCGAGUAGUCCUUACUCCGGCCGCCUCCAAGGCGAACGCGGAUCUUCGCCCGCGACGCCUUGCGGUCCACAGCCACCACCUCGCCCAACAUUUCUCGGCCCUCACCUUCAGCAUCAUCUGCUGUGUCACCGCUGGUGUCCAUUGCCAGCAGCAGGCGAUACUGCAGCUGUGUCCUGUCGAGCUGGUCUGGGGGAGUGGUCAGCCACAGCUUCAGCGAGGAGGGGGCGAUGGACAGCACGCGGAAGGUGGCCUUCUCCUUGCUCUUGCACAGGGACUCCAGCGCAGCCUGGACCUGCCACACACAUACACACACCACAAGCAAUAGGGGCCUGGCCUGUCUGAACGACCGACCGACAGCCCAUGCAUGCAGCUGGCGGACCGACCUCGUCCCUUUUGGCGCUCCCAGACCCUCGUGGGACGAUGCACCAGCCCACCCCAGUCAGCCCAUUCAUCUCGACGUGCGCGCGUGUGCGAUCGGCAGAGAUGGAAGACACCAGGCCCGUCACGUAGUCGCCCGUCUGAGGACAGCCGUCGUCCAGGGGACCGACAUAGGGCGUGCGGUAGUUGUGCUCGAGGAGGUAUGACGGGCUGAGGCACACGUGUCUCGGGGAGGCGACGACGAUCGGCAAGGAGGCGUCUUGGCUUUCCUGCUUCUCGAUCAGCAUCCCGGUGACCUGCCCGGCCAGAUGUAAGGAUGGAUGAGUGACAAGGAUGUCGCAGAGACACACGACACGAAUGUGGCUGGUUGAAGGGGGGGAAUGCGUGAGCUGACCUUGGCUUCCUCGUCUCGGGAGAAGUGGGCGACGUCGAGCCAGUACUCCUUGCUACUGCCGUUGUUGUGCUCAACACGGAUCCUCGCGCGCCUCAUCUCUCGCUCCACAGCUACCACCUCCCCCAGCACCUCACCAUCAGCCUUCCGCAUGUACUUGGCCUUCUCGUCACGGCUCCCUUCCACCGUCCCUGCCUGUGUGAAGCCGCGAUUGACCUGCUGAAGGAACCGCUUUCGCCCCCUUUCUGUGAUUUCGUCUGCGGGGUUGGGCUCGCUGCUUUGAGCGUAGCUUUGCAGGGCCUCCAGCUGUGCCGCCAGCCAGGGCAGCUCCGAUUCUAGCUGCGCGGCCCGGGCGAUGUCGGGGCGGGUGGGGCGAUCACCUGAACAAACGGGAGGAGGACAUUACACACACAGCCGAAGAGAGACUGACUCAUGGCAGUCAUAGUACUUACCACCGUCUGGCGGAAGGGCUAUGUGCCGCACAUUCACGCUUUGCGGGUCACACGCAUCCUUGACAAGGCCUUCAAUCGCCUUCAGGCCCAUGUACCUCCCAACAAGCCGCCCCUUCAACGCCGCUAUUUCUUCCUUUGCUUCAGGCAACCCCUCUCGCUCCUCCCCUCGGUCCUCAAGCACCUUCCUCACAGCCUCACGCCACUUCUGCCACACAAGCGCCACGCAUACACCUUCCGUCAAGUAUGCUUGAGCCAGGUGUUGCAGCAGGGCCAAGGACUCGUCAUCGAGUGACUGUUUGAUAAGAAGCGGCCAGAAGGUUGACUGGAGGUGGGUGAGGGGCCGUGAGAGCUCGUGACUGAACGGCUCGAGGGCCGUGAAAAGGGGGUCUGCCAGGUGGUGCUGGAUGGCCUCCAUGCCUGCGAUCGACAGACCCACGGCGCGGACAGCGUCUUUCUUGAGCGACAAAUCACCUGAAGGCCAUCCCAUCAUACGUAUACUCAAGUUGAGUGAAAUGAAUGUUCCCCGCGUACUCAGACAUACAGCAUACACACACCUGACCUGUGCUCAUGACGUCGGCAGCCUGCGCCAGCCAUGUCCGGAAAUGGGUGAAGACCUGCGCCAGCUGGACCGACUGCCGAUCACUCAAGGCAGCUGGUGGGGGUGCUGGCUCUGUGUUUGGGUCUGAGGGUGGGGGUGAGGUCGGUUGCGUAACCGCCAGCCUCUUCUCCGUGAUGCAUGACACGGGCCACACUAUGGCCAGCUGCGGGCAGAGGCGCGAUAGACGGGGGGCUUGGUUUCCAGACGAUGCGGAUGAUGCUGUCCACGACACAGCCAGACAGACAGACAGCACGUGCCGGACACACAUUCAAGCCGGCAGGUCCCAUACCCUCACAUACCACAUAGGUGUGUGCAGGUGCUCACCUCACCUUGCAACAACAUUGCCAUUGCCUGGGGUGCCGCAUCAGCCAGCAGCCCGACCGCCUGUCCUUGAAGCCCUACAACAUCCACCCUCCUCUCAUCCAGCACCACAGCCGCACUCAACACACUCAAGAGGUCCGAGAACGUCAUCUUCCCGCCGUUGCCACUCCUACUGCCGCCCUCGCCCGACUCGGCCGCGAUAUACCGCGCUAGUGCCCCCUCCCAGAGAGCCAGCAGCGGACCAGACGAGUGAUUCAAAAGCGCAAAGUCGCGCAGCACGCGGCUGGCGGACACCAGAGCGUCUCUCUUCGUCGGCGGAGAAGAGUCGGCUUCGCCCUCGCUGUCGAGGUCCACGAGGCGGCGGGCGAGCACGUCGAAGAAAGAUGCGUCGAGGACGUUGGCGUGAGUGCAGAGGCGGAUGAGCCGUUCGGCCGACGGGCGAGGGAAGAGGUCGGCGCACUUCUGGGCAUUGAAGCUGAAGCGGGCCCAAUCCUCACUGUCCACUGGAACCCGAUCUACAUCCGUCAGCACACACAAUACACCGAAACUCGCAUACAGUACAUGCCUUCCCUCCCCUUUCUUUCAUUACCUCUGACGAGCCUCUGUGCGGUCCGCAUGAGGCUCAAGACACUUGGCGGCGUCCGCAAGGGGUCAUCCAUGCCAACAGGUGCAUCAGCAGAAGCUUCAUCAGCAGCCGGUGCAGGGGCACUAUCGGCCUGCGUUCUCCUGAUCUUCCUCGGCCGCCGCCGCCUUCUGACAUGUUGGGUGCGAGCUGCUGCCACUGCAGAGGCAGACUCAGCGCUGGCGGCGCUCAGAAGGUAGGCGAAGCGACGAAUGGACAUCUUCUCACUCGGGAUGAUUGAUUGGCAUGCCUGGCGUGUGCACACACCUGCCACACGCACAGAAGACCUGUGCUGCCUGUCCGUCUUUGUUCCAGCUCUUUUACUUACGGUAUCGCUUCUUCUCUUCGAUGGACUCCCACAGAUCACAUUGCCUUUCCCUUCAGCAUUUCACCUCCC